This is a messenger RNA of Misgurnus anguillicaudatus (oriental weatherfish), 6220 nucleotides long. RefSeq names its product acetoacetyl-CoA synthetase (gene aacs). NCBI's taxonomy places the organism in Eukaryota, Metazoa, Chordata, Actinopteri, Cypriniformes, Cobitidae. Gene Ontology annotation, molecular function: acetoacetate-CoA ligase activity. The record is from RefSeq and is a predicted model, not a curated record. Gene Ontology annotation, biological process: lipid metabolic process; positive regulation of insulin secretion.
CUGCGUGUUGGUGGGCGGGGUUUGAACUGCCGCUUGUUGAUUAUGUGAAGCUGUCGCUCGGAAGUGAUCCAUGUGUCUGUUCUGACUCACUGUACUGUGAAGUGCCGAUCACCGGACCGGUCCGUCCAACUGCCGUUGAUUUAUUUGGUCGUCAGAGACUCUUCCGGGCGUGUGUCAUCCCAUCAUGUCUAAAGACACGGAGGCUAAAAGCGAGGAGAUUAUGGAGUCGAAGGUGCUCUGGUACCCGGACACUAAACGAAACACACAAAUGGACCGAUUCCGGGCGCAGGUCAACCGGGAUUUUGGGCUCAAUCUGGCCAAUUACAAUGACCUGUAUCAGUGGUCUGUGGACAGUUAUCCUGAAUUCUGGGCACAAGUGUGGAAAUUCUGCGGUAUCAUCUACUCAAAGAUGUAUGAUGAGGUGGUUGAUGUGUCUAAACGGAUAUCAGAUGUACCUGAAUGGUUUAAAGGUAGCCGGCUGAAUUAUGCAGAGAAUCUGCUUAAACACAAAGACCAGGACAAAGUGGCUCUUUACGCCGCUACCGAGGCGAAUGAAGAGAUUGUCAAGGUGACGUUUGGAGAGUUAAGGCGUGAUGUCGCUCUCUUUGCUGCAGCCAUGAGGAAGAUGGGCAUCAAAACUGGAGACAGGGUUGUAGGAUAUCUCCCCAAUGGGAUUCAUGCCGUGGAGGCAAUGCUCGCUGCAGCCAGUAUAGGUGCCAUCUGGAGUUCAACCUCUCCAGAUUUUGGUGUGAAUGGUGUUUUAGACAGGAUCUCUCAGAUCCAGCCCAAGCUGAUCUUCUCAGUAGCAGCUGUUGUGUAUAACGGCAAGCAGCACGACCACAUGGAGAAACUUCAGAAUGUUGUUAAAGGUCUCCCUGACCUGAAGAAGGUUGUGGUCAUUCCAUACGUUCGAUCUCGAGAAGAGACGGACCUUUCCAAGAUCCCAAACAGUGUUUUCCUGGAGGACUUCUUGGCGACUGGUAAGGAGGGCGAUCAGGACCCUCAGCUGGAGUUUGAGCAGUUGCCCUUCUCUCAUCCUCUCUUCAUCAUGUACUCCUCUGGCACCACAGGAGCCCCUAAAUGCAUGGUGCACUCUGCUGGGGGUACUCUCAUUCAACAUCUUAAAGAACACGUUCUGCAUGGCAACAUGACCUACAAUGAUGUCAUCAUAUAUUACACUACGGCGGGCUGGAUGAUGUGGAAUUGGCUGAUGUCUUCUUUAGCCGUUGGGGCGUCUGUGGUUCUGUACGACGGUUCUCCUCUCGUUCCCACCGCGAAUGUUCUCUGGGACCUGGUAGACCGCAUCGGAAUUACUAUUUUUGGGACUGGAGCGAAGUGGCUGUCUGUGUUAGAGGAGAGAAAUCUAAAACCAGCAAACACACACAACCUGCAGACCCUCCACACCCUGCUGUCUACAGGAUCUCCAUUGAAACCUCAGAGCUAUGAGUAUGUGUACAGCUGUAUCAAGAAUAAUAUGCUCUUGGGAUCCAUAUCAGGUGGCACAGACAUUAUUUCAUGCUUCAUGGGUCAGAAUAUGACCGUGCCAGUGUACAGAGGAGAAAUACAGGCCCGAAAUCUUGGCAUGGCUGUGGAGUCCUGGGACAUUGAAGGUAAACCUGUUUGGGGUGAAAGCGGAGAGCUUGUGUGUUUGAAGCCCAUCCCAUGCCAGCCCACUCAUUUCUGGAACGACGAAAACGGCAGCAAAUAUCACAAAGCCUAUUUUUCCACCUUCCCAGGAGUAUGGGCUCAUGGUGAUUACUGCAAGAUAAAUCCUAAAACAGGAGGUGUCGUCAUGUUGGGAAGAAGUGAUGGAACCUUAAAUCCUAAUGGUGUUCGGUUUGGAAGCUCGGAAAUAUAUAACAUUGUGGAGGCUUUUGAGGAGGUAUCGGACAGCCUUUGUGUCCCUCAGUACAACAGUGAUGGAGAAGAGCGGGUGAUUCUGUUCUUAAAGAUGGGACCCAAUAAAACCUUCAGUAAAGAGCUGGUUGGUAAGAUCCGGGGGGCUAUCAGAGUCGGUCUCUCUGCCCGCCACGUGCCAGCUUUGAUACUGGAAACCAAGGACAUUCCGUACACAAUCAGCGGUAAGAAAGUUGAAGUUGCAGUAAAGCAGGUGAUAGCGGGUAAAGAGGUGACUCAGCGAGGAGCCUUCUCAAACCCCGACUCUUUGGACCUCUACAAGAACUUGCCUGAACUUCAGAACUUCUGAUCAUGGGAGAAAGGUACAAAAUAUCAGAAUUCCUGACACCAGGGUCCGGCAUUUCUAAAGCCCCUUCGGUAGGGUUCAGAUUCCCCGGAUACCUUUUGGACCAUCUGCAGGACCUUUCAAAGCUCUGUAGGAUUUAACUACCCGUUCAAACUUGGCUACCUAGUGGAACUGCUUAAAUUUGUACAUGUAAUAUUUCCACAAGAGAAGUGUAAGUCAGUUCCUCUUCAGUAGAAAGUGAAGAACGGCAUUGAGAUUUCCGAGAACUUGCAUCUCUGUGAGACAUUUUAUCUGUUAUUGAUUCCAACAAAUAUUCUUUUCAAAGGACGCACCGCAGUCACAAACAUUAAAUGUCCGUCCCCUUUUCCAAAUCAUUUUUUUAUCCUCUGCCAUGUCAGUCCUGUAUUUUAACUCCCCUUGACACUAAUUUUGCUCAUCUUUAUGAGUCAAAUGUAUGUUACUGAAUAAUGUCAACUUCCAUUAUUUCCCAAAGCCUAACCACCUCUCUUGAAACUAUGACUAUGUUAUAGGAUUUUUUACCUAUGUCCUGUUACUAAGUGAAUCUGCUGUAUUUUUCAACAUGUCAUCUCCAAAUAAGAUUUGAUUGAAUCUGAUAUAGCUCAUGGACCUAAAAGGUGUACCUGUAUUUUUACAUGUAUAGAUUCAUUAUGAGCUGCUUGUAUUGUGUGUAAAACAUAGUGUAUGUCCAUUAACAGUGACAUUGUUUGUUCUCUUGUCUGAUAAGCUUUAUAUUCGAUGGGAAAAGUUUUUGUCAACAUUUGAAGCUCAUCUUCAUAACUGGAGUACAUUUGUCUGCCUGUCUAAUCCAUGUUCUUCCCAUAUUCCCAAACCUGUGAAUCUCCUUUUUGCCGUCCAUCACAUGUAGGGUCAAGGCGUUGCCUAUUAUUGAUUCCUCUGUUAACUUUUUUUUAAUAUCAACCCCAAUAUAUAUUUAUCAUCUGAACAGUGUUUACUCUCAGAAAACAGGUCAAAAAUGGUCCCUGGCUGUUACUGGGCCUUUGCACCUAAAGAGGUCAUAUUAGUACCUCAGAACUACAUCAUGGUACUAAAGAGUGCACAUUAUUACCUUAAAGCAGUGCUUCCCCCUACCAAAAAGUCUCCUUAUUUAAAACAACUGAUUCAACUUAUCAGCCUUCUUCCAAAAUGGUAAUCAUGUCUCCCCAACAAGCUGAUGAGUUAAAUCAGGUGUGUUAAAUAAGAAGACAUCUAAAACUUUUUGGGAGGGGGUGCCCGAGGACCAGGAUUGGGAAGCACUGCCUUAAAGAUACAUUUUAGCUCCUCAAAGGUACAUACUGUUACCAAAUGUAUGCAUAUCAGUACUUAAAUGGUACAACUUGCAAACAGUAUGAAGAUUACUGCCCAGAUAGGGACCAUUUUUCUGACAGUGUACACAUUUGAGAAAGCUGCGAGAUUCUACAAAUCAAAAAGCAUGAAAACUUUAACAAAUUAUAUCUAGAUAGCCUCUUAAAAAGUAAUUACAUCCCAAAAAUGCUUUGUAUAAGAGUAAAAAAAAGUCUGGUGGUCAGUCUAAGUUUCUAAGAUAUGAUUUAAAACCAGAAUGGAAAGUAUGAGAUAUAAACUGACUGUUUGACACAGGGUUGCCAGGUUUUCUCAGCAAAACCCCCCAAUUGCGCUUUUCGAGGGGGUCCUCUGGUAGAAAUCGUGUUCUUGGGGUAAGAUCUGUGUUUUUGCCAGGGUUCAUCCCGGUAGACAAAUUGUAGUAUGAGUUUAAUAUCACAUUAUUAUAGCUUCAACUUGCGGACAUGAAAAACAGCCUGCUGCAAAAGUUUUAAAGGAUUAGUCAAUUUUCUUAAAAAAAUCCAGAUAAUUUACUCACCACUAUGUCAUACAAAAUGUUGAUGUUUUUCUUUGUUCAGUCGAGAAUAAAUUAUGUUUUUUGAGGAAAACAUUCCAGGAUUUUUCUCAUUUUAAUUGACUUUAAUGGACCCCAAAACUUAACAGUUUUAAUGCAGUUUAAAAUUGCAGUUUCAAAGGACUCUAAACGAUCUCAAACGAGUCAUAAGGGUCUUAUCUUGCGAAACGAUUGUCAUUUUUGGCAAGAAAAAUAAAAAAUAUGCACUUUUAAACCACAACUUAUUCCUCCGGUCGUGUGACGCGCCAGCGCGACCUCACGUAAUACGUUAUCACGUCAAGAGGUCACGAUGACGUCCCAGUGUUUACAAGUUUGGAGAAAGAGGACCGUUCCGACUUUGUUGUAGGUCGAAUUAUACGUAUUAAUGUCUUUGUGUCAGUGUCUAAUGUGUGUUUCAUAUAUGUAACACGUGACCUUUCGACGUCAUUACGCAAUUACGUGAGGUCGCGCUGGUGCAUCACAGGACCGGAGGAAGACAAGAAUUUGUGGUUUAAAAGUGCAUUUUUUUAUUUUUCUUGCCAAAAAUGACAAUCGUUUCGCUAGAUAAGACCCUUAUGACUCGUUUGGGAUCGUUUAGAGUCCUUUGAAACUGCAAUUUUAAACUGCAUUAAAAAUGUUGGGGUCCAUUAAAGUCCAUUAAAAUAAGAAAAUUCCUGGAAUGUUUUCCUCAAAAAACAUAAUUUCUUCUCGACUGAACAAAGAAAGACAUCAACAUUUUGGAUGACAUGGUGGUGAGUAAAUUAUCUGGAGUUUUUUUUUUUAAGAAAAUAGACUAAUCCUUUAAAGUAGCCCAAUUCUGCGGGAAAACCCAGGACUUGGCAACCCUGGUUAGACAUGCUCUAGUUCAGUGCUUCACAAUCCUGGUCAUCAAGCACCCUCUUCCAAAAUGUUGAUGUUUCCUUAUUUAAAACACCCGAUUCAACCAAUCAGCAUCUUUCCAACAUGGUAAACACGUCUCCCUAACACGCUUUCAGGUGUGUUAAAUAAGGAGACAUCUAAAACUUUUUGGUAGGGGGUCCUCAAUUACCAAGAUUCGGAAACACUGCUCUAGUUUAUAGAAAUCAUCAAAAAAAUGUGAUUUGGAUACAAAAAUUGAAUUUAUAAAGGCACCUUAAAGCAAAUGGAUGGUUUUGGCUAUAAAGCUGAAAGAAAUGUUACGCUGCAGCCUCUCCAAAAGCCAAAAAGUAUUUGGCAUUUUAACAGUUUUAAACUAACUAAUUUCGCAUUAAUUUUGUGUGUGAUGCUAUUUCAGCAUUUGUUUACAACAGAGAAGCCCACAGGCUGUUAUUUGAGCAUUUCAGUUCGUUAUGCAUAUUUUGGGCUGAAAGUCAACUUGUUUGGUGGAGGCGUGUGUGCAUUUAAAAUGGUUGUGUUUGGUUUUUUUCAACUAUAGUGAGGAAAUCAUGCAAUUGACCUCAAUGAGGGUCCCUUUUUAGCAGGCCUGAGGCCUGAGUUACAGACCACAGGCUUUGGGAAGCGUUUUUAAUAUGAGAUGGCGAGGGUGUGAAGCUCCUUUUCUUUCAAAUUAAAAAUAUUGGUACAGAUGGUAAGCAGUUGCUGCAGUCUGGUUUAGACGAGCAGGGGUGGGUCUGUUUCACCUCAUGCCCACCCGUGUGCCACCAUAUGCCCCAUCUCGGAUCAGUUUUGCUCAAUAAGCUACCAAAUACCAAGUAUGUUUAUACGAUUCAUCCAUUUAACCCUUUAUUGACAUGCAAUGCACUAGAAAUUAUUUUUCCAUACUCUUAUCAAUUCCAUGAAUGAUGUCUGUUUCAUUUUUAUUAUGAUGUUAUUUUUCCUUUUUGAUACAUACGGGAGGUAAUUUAAGGUUUUGUUUGGGGUCCUUUAUAUUGUAUUACAUUAAAUUAAAUGUAAUUGGUAUACAACUAGUAAUCAAAAGGUGCUGCUGUUGUAAUGUACAAGCUUUUGAAAUAAUAUUGCACAUAGGUGAAUGUGAAUAAUGGAUACUAAUAUAGUUGAGAAUAUAUUUGUGUAAAUAUAUUAUGACUAUACAUCAAUGGACCACUUCAGCAGAGUCCACCGGGAACCUAUUUAAUGUAUAAAGUUGCUCAUUAAUCUCUGUAUAAUUGAAAACUUACUGUAUAAUUAAAAAAAACGCUGAAGAA